Trichechus manatus latirostris (Florida manatee) is the source of this 2504-nucleotide messenger RNA. RefSeq names its product chondrolectin (gene CHODL). Gene Ontology annotation, cellular component: cytoplasm. The transcript is spliced from 6 exons. The record is from RefSeq and is a predicted model, not a curated record. Gene Ontology annotation, biological process: positive regulation of axonogenesis. The coding region runs from base 367 to 1188 and encodes 273 amino acids. NCBI's taxonomy places the organism in Eukaryota, Metazoa, Chordata, Mammalia, Sirenia, Trichechidae.
GGCUCAGUCUCCCACGAGCCAGAGGCCGGGAGAAGGGCAGAAGGGGCUUGUGAGGUCCAACCCCGGGCUCCUUUUUCGCCCCUGGGACAGAUACAGGACCCCCUAACUUCCUCAUUUCCCUUCUCCCCACACGCGCACCUAGCCGCUAGUGCGCUCCAGCCCCGCACACCCGCGCGGGGCACAAACGCGCCUGGAGGCAGGUCGGGCCGAAGGCGAUGCGUGCAGGUGGCUGGGCAGCUCUGCUCAGGCGGCGGGAGUAGAGCCCAGCGUGGAGGCAGGGAGGCUGCGGGGUUAGAGCCGCGGGCCGCGCGGGGCAGAGGCCGCCUUCGCUCCACCUAACACCUGCUGCUGCUGCUGCGGGCCGCGAUGAGCCGCGUGGUGUGGCUGCUGCUGGGCGCCGCGCUGCUCUGCGACCAAGGCGCCUUUUGCCGCCGGGUCGUCAGCGGGCAAAAGGUAUGUUUUGCUGAUUUAAAGCAUCCCUGCUAUAAAAUGGCCUACUUCCAUGAGCUGUCCAGCCGAGUGAGCUUCCAGGAAGCACGCCUAGCUUGUGAGAGCGAGGGGGGAGCCCUUCUCAGCCUCGAGAAUGAAGCAGAACAGAAGUUAAUAGAAAGCAUGUUGCAAAACCUCACAAAACCAGGAACAGGAAUUUCUGAUGGUGAUUUCUGGAUAGGACUCUGGAGAAACGGAGAUGGACAAACAUCUGGUGCUUGCCCAGAUCUCUACCAGUGGUCUGAUAAAAGCCAUUCCCAAUAUCGAAAUUGGUAUACCGAUGAGCCUUCCUGUGGAAGUGAAAAGUGUGUUGUGAUGUAUCAUCAACCAACUGCCAAUCCUGGCCUUGGGGGUCCCUACCUUUACCAGUGGAAUGACGACAGGUGCAAUAUGAAGCACAAUUAUAUCUGCAAAUAUGAACCAGAAAUUAAUCCAACCGCUCCUGUAGAAAAGCCUUAUUUUACAAAUCAACCUGGAGACACCCAUCAAAAUAUUGUUGUUACUGAAGCAGGAAUAAUUCCCAAUCUGAUUUAUGUUGUUAUACCAACAAUACCACUGCUCUUAUUGAUACUGGUUGCUUUUGGAACCUGCUGUUUCCAGAUGCUUCAUAAAAGUAAAGGAAGAACAAAAACUAGCCCAAACCAGUCCACAUUGUGGAUUUCCAAGAGCACCAGAAAGGAAAGUAGCAUGGAAGUAUAAUAAGUCACUGACUUGACUCCAGAAAAAAUUUUGUAAUUCUGGAUUUGUAUAAGGAAUGGCAUCAGAACAUUAGCUUGGAAUGGCUUGAAAUAUCAAUGGAUCUGCAAGAUGAACUGUAAGCUCCCCCUUGAGGCAAAUAUUAAAAUAACUUUUAUAUGUUUAUUAUUUCAUUUACAAAAUGUGCUGUGCUAAAAAAAAAAGAGUGAGACGUGCUUAUUUUGCUAAAAGGAUGCACCGAGACUUCAAGUCAAUGGAAUGGACCAGCUAAAAUUGCUAACAACACAUCAGGAAUAUGUGUGUUGAAAGCAGUUAUUUUUAUUUCUUUCACUUUUCAUAAGUUAUAAUCUAGCUAAUGUAAUGUAGAUUGUAUUGAAGUUUACAGUGUGCAAAAUAUUUUACCUUUGUGUAAGUGUUUGAUAAAAAUGGACUGUUCUAAUAUUUAUUUUUAUGGUGUUUCAUUUUUCAAUUCAUGCUGUUUGAUUAAACAAAUUUCUCACUGUUGUCAUCUGAAUUCCCAUAUUCACAAACUAUUAUCAUAGAAGAAAGUUUUUUUUUUUUUAAUAAAUGGUUCGUUUUCUUUCAGUUUUUCUGCUUUUUGUCAAUGUUUAGAAAAUCCCUUCAGAAAUAAGAAACUAUUUCAUUAACUGUGGUAUAAAUCUACUCAAAUAUUUUACUUAGAGGCAAGAAUUGUCUAAUUUCAAUUGUGCAAGACAUGUGCCUUACAAUUAUUUUUAGUUUAAAAUUCAACAGAUUUUGUAAUAAAAUAACUUAUUAAUAACUGUCUAAACAAUAAAUAUACUCAAUUUAGAACAAAAGAAGUGGCAUACACAAUAUAAAUCGUAUGUCUUCACAUGUUGCUUGUAUAACUACCAGUGGCUCUCUGAGGGUUCUGGAAUUAAUGUGGUCCUUCCUUUACCCAUAAACCAACAAUGGUUGUUUGGGGUCUGGGAUUAACAUGGAGGCAGAUAGCUGCAGAGCUGGUCUAAGGUUACCCUUGCUGUGUUUAUCUUCUGUGAGCAUAUAUAGAAGUCAUAGAGGUGGGACCAGGUGAGUGGUCACCAUCUGUGUGAAGGUAAUCACAGCAAACUGACAUUUCAGCAAGGAAAGAGCCCAUGAAUUAGUGUGAAAAUGGGUUGAAGGGGAUCAGUGAUUGGGUUUGAGAGUUUGGCUGGGAGAGAAAACUGAAGCUUGUUUCUGUCUUCUAGUUUCUUCGAUGUUUGUGAUUCCUUCUUCUCAAGAGAGAGUUGUAACUAUCUGGUCUUCAAAUGUCCCUGUGCUCCUUUUAACCCAAUAAAAGAGUUCUUGUUUCUGAAGAA